CCUCGCGCAACCUGCUACGUCCCUAAAGUCGGCCAUGGAGAACGUAGCGCCGCCUAUGAAGAGAUUCUUUUAGUAGUCGACCAUUUGUAAACAUGCCUCCGGCUACCGCGAAAAAGGCAAAAGGGCCAGCACCCAAAAGGCAGACCCUUCGGGGUAAGGGCCAAAAGAAAAAGGUCUCCCUGAAGUUUACCAUUGAUUGCACACAUCCUGCAGAGGACAACAUUAUGGAUGUAGCGAACUUUGAAAAAUACCUGCAGGAAAGAAUCAAGGUUGGAGGUAAAACGAACAACUUUGGUAACAAUAUCACAUUGGAACGCGACAAGAUGAAGCUGUCUGUUAACAGUGAUAUCGACUUCUCUAAGCGGUACCUUAAAUAUUUAACAAAAAAAUAUCUCAAAAAGAACAAGCUGCGUGACUGGUUACGUGUAGUGUCCGAAGAUAAAGAGACAUACGAAUUGAGGUACUUCCAGAUAAACAGCCAGGAGGAUGAUGAUGAAGAAGAUGCAGAAUAAAUAUUGUUUUCAUUCUACACAAAUUUACAGAAACAUCUGUACAUAUUGCUAUUAAUAAACAAUAAAGAACAUUUAACCUG
Molecule: messenger RNA, 592 nt
Organism: Megalopta genalis
Lineage: Eukaryota; Metazoa; Arthropoda; Insecta; Hymenoptera; Halictidae
Product: large ribosomal subunit protein eL22
Biological process (GO): cytoplasmic translation
Cellular component (GO): ribosome
Molecular function (GO): structural constituent of ribosome; RNA binding
Source: RefSeq, a predicted model, not a curated record